CGGGGCAGCCUUGCGUCCUGCACGCUCCGCACCAGCUAAGCUUAAGACGCAUCCUCUCCUGCACCGCGGCUUCGCCUGGCUUUCUCAAGCUCUUGAUGCUGCCCAGCUGAAAGGAGAAGAUGGGCACCGGAGAUUUCAUCUGCAUUUCCAUGACUGGAGGGGCGCCCUGGGGGUUCAGGCUGCAAGGAGGCAAGGAGGAGAAGCAGCCCUUGCAAGUGGCAAAGAUUCGAAGUCAGAGCAAGGCAUCGGACUCCGGGCUGUGUGUUGGGGAUGAAGUGGUGUCCAUCAAUGGUAACCCUUGUGCAGACCUUACUUACCCUGAAGUCAUCAAACUCAUGGAAAGCAUAACGGACUCCCUCCAUCUGCUUAUUAAAAGACCCACCAGUGGAACAAGUGAGGCUUUGGAUUCUGAAACAGAAAAUACAAACCACCAGCACCUUCCACACGGGGGGCCCAUGGAAAGUACCACCCUGCAGAUCCAGCACGCUGCCAAGACCCAGGGCAAAGACUUCCUUCUUGCUUCAGUCCAGACUAGUGCUCCCCGAACUGAGGACCAAGGAAAUGCCUGGGGUUAUGCAGAGUGUACAACAGAAGACCAAGUUUCCCAGAUGCCUGGCUCCCAAGAAGGACACUUGGUAGAAGAGGUCAUCUUAAGGAAAAAGCCAGAAGCAGGCCAGCCAGGCCAUGUGGUUGAGUUACAGCUGUCCCUCUCAAAGGAAAGACAGCGAUGCACCAGUGACCCUAUAGUGACUCUCCUGGGAAAUGAAAAAUUCAAGUCUCCAGACCCAGACUGGGGCACCCAACACGGGAGGACUGUCCACAUAAAUUCAAUCCCUGCUCCUGAGAAAGCAGACACUUCUCUGACGUCCGGCACCACAGUCCAGACCUCCAGUGGCCGGGAGCUGACAGUGAUCCAGGGAAGAGACCCAGGAGGCACAGGGCUGCCCCAGGUGGAAGUGAUUCUAGAUUGCUCUGACAGGCUGAAGGCUGAAGAGUGCAGGCUGCAGGCAGGAAGGGGGUGUGUGGCUUCUCCCGUGGAAGGAGGGCGGUCAGAAGCACCUCCUUCUCUGGUCUCCUUUGCGGUCUCAUCAGAAGGCACCGAGCAGGGAGAAGAUCAACGCUCGGGAAAGGACCAGGGCAGACCACACAAGCACAGAGCGAGGCAUGCCCGGCUCAGGAGGAGUGAAAGUCUGUCUGAAAAGCAAGUAAAAGAAGCCAAGUCUAAAUGCAAAAGCAUCGCCCUCCUCCUAACGGAUGCUCCCAACCCGAACUCCAAGGGGGUGUUGAUGUUUAAGAAGCGGAGGCGGAGAGCCCGGAAGUACACCCUAGUCAGUUACGGUACUGGAGAGCUUGAGCGAGAGGAGGAAGAGGAGGACCAGGAAGCAGGUGACAAGGACGAGAUAAGUGACCUUGCAUUUCUUGGAACCAGCGAGUCGGAAGUGGAUGAAGAGUUACUGUCUGACGUGGACGACAACACCCAAGUUGUGAACUUCGAUUGGGAUUCUGGACUGGUGGACAUUGAAAAGAGGCUGAACCGAGGCGACAAGAUGGAGAUGUUGCCCGACACCACAGGCAAGGGAGCGCUCAUGUUUGCCAAGAGGAGAGAGAGGAUGGAACAGUUCACAGCCCAAAAUGAAGAGGAAAAGACCGGUGGGCUAGCAGGCGGAGGAUCAGAUGCCCUACAGACGGACGGUCUGAGAACCAUGACUUCUUAUCAAAGAAAAGAAGAAUCGGUGAGAAUGCAGAGCUCUGUGAGUGAGAGCUCCUUCCAGAUGGGACGCAGUCUUGGCAGUGUGCCACAACAGAAUGGCUUCAGUGGAGUGUCUGAGACAGCAGGGCCCCAGAGGAUGAUCCCCAUGAACAGAACCGCCAAGCCCUUCCUGGGAUCUGUGAACCAGACAGCGGCCCCAUUCUCCCCAACACAGAGUGUGACAAGUCCCAUCCCUGACUUCCCUGCGCCACCACCAUACUCUGCAGUCUCACCUCCACCAGAAGCCUUCUCCAGGGGGAUAUCAAGCCCAGUUGCUGGCCCGGCACAGCCCCCUCCGUGGCCCCAGCCUGCUCCAUGGUCGCAACCAGCCUUCUAUGAUUCUUCUGAGCAAAUAGCUUCCCGCGAUGAGAGGAUCGCAGUGCCGGCCAAAAGAACAGGAAUACUGCAGGAAGCCAAAAGACGAGGCACAACAAAACCCAUGUUUACUUUCAAAGAAACCAAAGUGAGCCCCAACCCCGAACUCCUGUCCCUUCUUCAAAAUGCAGAAGGCAAGCGAGGCACUGGAGCUGGAGGGGACUCCGGGCCAGAAGAAGACUACCUCAGUUUAGGCGCAGAGGCUUGUAAUUUCAUGCAGAGUUCUGCCAAACAAAAGACCCCUCCUCCCGUCGCUCCAAAGCCUGCAGUCAAGACCUCCUCUUCCUCCCAACCAGUAGCCCCUGUUUCUCCAGUCUGGUCUCCAGGAGUGGCUCCAGCCCAGGGUCCUGCCUUCUCUACAACAAACCCACCAAACCCACCACAGGUCACUGCUGUGUCCUCCAUCAAAAUAGCCCAGCCUACCUGCCCUCCAGCCCGGCCCGCGAGUGCACUGAACCUGGCUGGUCCUUUCAAAGGUCCCCAAGCAGCAGUAGUCAGUCAUAACUAUACACCCAAGCCAUCAGCACCCACACCAUUAGUAAAUGCUGCUCCUGCUGGUGCCGGGGGACCAUCCAAUGAGCUUCCUGGAAUGAGUGGGAAAGGAGCCCAACUCUUCGCUAAAAGGCAGUCUAGGAUGGAGAAGUAUGUGGUAGAUUCUGACACGGUGCAGGCCCACACAGUUCGGGCCCAGUCUCCUACUCCAUCCCUGCCCGCCAGUUGGAAGUACUCCUCCAAUGUCCGAGCACCGCCUCCGGUGGCCUACAAUCCUAUCCAUUCCCCGUCUUACCCACUGGCUGCUAUCAAGUCUCAGCCACCGGGAGCCCAGGCCUCCAAAACGAGCAAGAAAAAGGGCAAGAAACCUCUUAACACUUUGGAUGUCAUGAAGCACCAACCAUAUCAGCUCAACGCGUCUUUGUUUACUUUUCAACCCCCCGAUUCAAAGGAUGGCCUCCCUCAAAAGUCAACAGUCAAGGUCAGUUCAGUAGCCCCUGCCAUGAAGCAAGCCCUUCCUCCCCGGCAGGCGGAUAUUGGCUCUCCCACAAACGCGAAGGCUUCAUCUGUGUAUUCAGUCCCGGCCUAUACCUCUCAGCCCAACUUCUUUGCGGAGGCCACCUCACCAGUCAGCGCAUCCCCGGUGCCUGUGAGUGUUCCCACCUCUCCAAAGCAAGAAACGACCUCCACAUCCUAUUUUGUGGCUCCGAGGCCGAAGUUCUCAGCCAAGAAAAGUGGUGUCACAGUUCAGGAGAACUGGCGCUCCCUUUCUCUCCCCGGAAGAGCAGCUCCGCCCAUCAUGUCUGCACCUCCCUGGCUGUGCCAGCCUGCCUACAGUUACUCCAGCAAACCAACCCUCGAGCAAGAGAAAGCUAACAAGAGACCUACACCUUGGGAGGCGGCGGCCAAGUCCCCUCUCGGUCUAGUGGAUGAGGCCUUCAGACCCAGGAACAUCGAGGAAUCCAUUGUGGCGAAUGUAGUCUCUGCAGCUCGGAGGAAGGUGUUUGCAGGGUCCCAAGAGGACUGGAAAGAGAGACUGUCCUUUGUCCCUCAAACUCAGAAGACCAGCAUGAGCUUUUCUGAAAGGCGAGAGUAUAAUGUUCCAUCCCCAGUCAACAGCCACGUGUCUAGCCACUCCUUAUAUAGCUCCCAGUUGCCAUAUGUAUGCUACAGGAAGGAGUCCAGAAAUGAUUUGAAAGCAAUGUCCAUGGACACGAGGUCUGAAUACUGUCUUCCACUAGGUGGUUAUGACUAUAACCCACACCCAAGGGGGUGGAGACACCAACCAUGAAAGCUUGUGUGACAACCGUGUGAAUUUUGUUGUUAGUGGCCUUUGCAGGGUUCUUUACUUUAAAAAUAGACUUCAAUCCACUUUUAGUCCUAUGUGGUCACAGGUCAUUUAUCUGAGUGUACAUGUGUGUAAACACACAAGCGUGGAGCACUUCCUUGUCUGCUGAUGCCUAACGAACUGCUAG
This is a messenger RNA of Rattus norvegicus (Norway rat), 4092 nucleotides long. RefSeq names its product synaptopodin 2 (gene Synpo2). The record is from RefSeq and is marked provisional. The coding region runs from base 120 to 3908 and encodes 1262 amino acids. Lineage: Eukaryota; Metazoa; Chordata; Mammalia; Rodentia; Muridae. Gene Ontology annotation, cellular component: cytoplasm; focal adhesion; cytoskeleton. The transcript has 5 exons.